Messenger RNA from Babesia bovis T2Bo, 1242 nucleotides. RefSeq names its product Metallopeptidase M24 family protein. The transcript has 4 exons. The coding region runs from base 65 to 1234 and encodes 389 amino acids. NCBI's taxonomy places the organism in Eukaryota, Apicomplexa, Aconoidasida, Piroplasmida, Babesiidae. The record is from RefSeq and is a predicted model, not a curated record.
GUGAUAUUUGAUACUUACAUUUAUAUAAUAAUUUAUAAAUGUACAUAUAUCAUUAAUUGGGAAAAUGGCUUCCAACACUACUGCUAACAACCCUGCCGACGGCAAGCCAGAAGUCAACGAAAAUGAUAUCUCAAACUCUGAUAUAGUAACCAAAUAUCGCACGGCUGCUAAUAUAGCGGAUACUAUUUUGCAGAAGCUGAUUGACGAAGUCAAAGUAGGUGCUUGUGUAAAGACGCUGUGUAAGAUGGGUGACGAUAUGAUAUUGGCCGAAACUGCAAAGGUGUAUAACAAGAAGGAAAAUGGGCGUAAGAUAGAAAAAGGCAUUGCUUUCCCUACAUGUGUGUCUAUCAACGAAAUAUGUGAUAAUUUCUCACCAUUGGAACCAGGUGCUGUAAUUGCAGAUGGUGAUUUGGUCAAAGUCUCCCUUGGUUGCCACAUAGAUGGAUACUUGGGUUUGGUGACGCAUACUGUUUAUGUAGGAAAUAACAUCACAGGGAAGGCUGCUAACGUGCUUUCUGCGGCAUGGAACGGAUGCCAAGCGGCUAUUCGUGAAAUGAAAGUUGGCAACUCAAGUCAAGCUGUAUCAAAAGUCAUCGAACAGGUUGCCGCAGAGUACAAGUGUACACCGCUAAUUGGUUAUGUUAGCCAUGAAAUCAAGCGUCACGUUAUUGAGGGUAGUCGUUUCAUUCCCGGUGGUACCAGAAUUGAGGACAAGGCAGAGACCUUUACAUUCAAUGCCAACGAGGCAUAUGCUUUGAAUGUUAUCAUGAGUACCGGUGAUGGAAAGGCAAAAGCCACUGAACACAAAUCUACCAUCUAUCGUACUGAAGUGCAAAAUAGAUACACUCUCAAGACAUCAUUAGGCAGAGCUUUCAUCUCACAAGUCAACUCCAAAUUCCCAACAUUCCCAUUCCAUAUCGGUGCCAUCGACGAUGAGCGCGUACUCAAGGCUGGUCUCCCAGAAGCUGUGCGUCACAAGCUGAUUACACCUUACCGAGUGGAAACCGAAAAGAGUGGAGAACUAGUGGCACAUUUCACGUGUGUAAUACUUAUUGGAGCCGGAGGUACAAAGAAAAUUAAUGGGCUUUCUUUCCAACAGGAGACCAUAUGCAACCCUGAUUACACAAUCCAGGAUGAACAUAUCAAGCAACUGUUAGCGACACCCCUGAUGACGAAAACCAAAAAGACGAGCAAAACCGCCGGAAAGACGAAGGAUGAAACACCCAACGAAUAGCUGAAAAC